CAAAAUGCUUGCCUUAUCCUACGUUACACCGUUCACCCUUAUCAAGUAACCCCGUAUACGCAUUACGGCAACCUUCACAGCGAUGAAAGUCUGAUAUAAAAUCAUUCCGAUCUCUUCUCCGAAGCAUCAUCCACUAGCACCACUCCUUUGCACACUUAACAAGCCACCCUAUCCCCGCAAACAUGCGCUUCAUCAGCUCCAUCAUUCCAUUACUCGCUCUUCUCGCCACCGCUGCAUCAGCAGCCACAUGCAGCACCCCCGGCCAAUGCAUCCACCUCAACACCAUCUACUCCAACGCCCCCAGUGGGCGACCAGGCAACUACUUCAACAACCUACAGUUUGAAGUCUGGGAGGACAAUGCGGACAGUAGCGAGGUGGCGCUUUGUCGCGCGGACUGGGACUACCGGACCCCCGCGGGUCGACCGCAAGGAUACAUUAUCUGCAACACGACAGCGUGGAGCUGGUAUGUCCCCAGCUAUGAGAGCUUCAAGGUGUUUGACUUGGAGGUGAGGCAUGAUUUCCAAGACCAGAAUAACACGUGGCAUGAGAAGUAUGCGCGCUUGAAUUUGAACAGCGAGACGGCUUCUUGUGGUGGAUCCGCUGUUGGUGCGGCAGGCUGUACUUGGGGGCCGGUGGAUGCGGCGGUUUACAAUGAGACGACCAGCUCGUGGUAUUAGUGUGAAGGGUUUAGUGCAAGGGCAAGAGUAGGGAAAUUACAAAGGAAAAAGUUCGUCAGUACUGCAGUGAAAGUGGAUGAGAAUUAAUCAGUUCUUUGUAUUUAAUAUUGAUUUUAUUUGUUGUUUUUGGGAUUUGCGUUUAUAACUUUGUUUAACUGGG
Molecule: messenger RNA, 837 nt
Organism: Aplosporella prunicola CBS 121167
Lineage: Eukaryota; Fungi; Ascomycota; Dothideomycetes; Botryosphaeriales; Aplosporellaceae
Exons: 3
Coding region: 183-677 (164 amino acids)
Source: RefSeq, a predicted model, not a curated record